Messenger RNA from Penicillium brasilianum, 1191 nucleotides. The record is from the annotation of a GenBank genome assembly. NCBI's taxonomy places the organism in Eukaryota, Fungi, Ascomycota, Eurotiomycetes, Eurotiales, Aspergillaceae.
AUGUCCAUAUCCCAGGAUGUCCCUCACAAUGCCGAUGCUUUCCCCUGGGAUAUUGGUGUCUAUGACGCACACUGCCAUCCGACCGAUACGAUGGCCUCGAUCGCCAGCAUCCCCGCCAUGAAAGCGACGACCCUCACCAUCAUGGCCACGCGGGGUGAAGACCAGGAGCUGGUUCAACAAACGGCGGAGUCUGUCAAUGGCAAUAACGAUUCUCCGAGGGAAGGAAGAAUUGUACCGGCUUUUGGUUGGCACCCAUGGUUUUCACAUCAGAUCCUAGACGACACACAAUCAGACAGCCCGCAACAGAAAGACGCGCACUACGCAGCUGUCCUAACACCCUCCCCGUCCGAGGAUCCUGAGUUUAUAAAGCGCCUCCCAGAACCGAAGCUGCUAUCCACGCUGGUAGCCGAGACACGAGAGCGAUUGAAGCGCUUUCCAAACGCUCUCGUCGGCGAGGUGGGGCUUGACAAAAUGUUCCGAUUACCUGGGGCGUGGACACAACACGAUCUCGAUAAUCGCAACGAAGAAAUCACUCCCGGAUCACGCGAGGGACGACGUCUGUCCCCGUAUAAAGUCAAGAUAGCCCAUCAGCGACUAGUAUUGAAAACGCAACUGCAGCUAGCGGGGGACAUGCAGCGCGCUGUCUCGGUGCACAGCGUACAGUCGCAUGGGGCAGUCUUCGAGGUGCUCAAGGAAUUAUGGAAAGGACAUGAACGGGUAGCCUUGUCCCGAAGGAAAAGAGAGAAGCUACAAGAUGCCGAAGGAGCGAUAUCCGAAGAUGAAGAGGAAGAUGAAGAUAGACGAGAGAAGCAUCGGACUACCACAAAUAACAGUAAGCCGGGAAAUACCCAGCAGCCGCUCCCAUUCCCACCACGCAUCUGUAUGCACUCAUACUCCGGACCGAUCGACCCAAUCCGGCAGUUCCUGCAACAGUCGAAUCCGUCGGACGUUUACUUUUCGUUCUCGGCGGUCAUUAACUUCAGUGGGUUAUCAGCACGGAAAGUCACUGAUGUGAUCAAGGUGCUGCCUGCAGAGCGCAUCUUGAUCGAGAGUGAUCUCCACACCGCUGGAGCGCAGAUGGAUGAACUACUCGAAGAUGCAGCCCGUCAGAUCUGUGAGAUACGCGGCUGGGAGCUGAAAGAAGGCGUGCAGCAGCUUGCAGAUAACUGGAGACGGUUCGUCUUUGGAUGA